This is a messenger RNA of Drosophila hydei, 1630 nucleotides long. RefSeq names its product dynactin subunit 4 (gene DCTN4-p62). Gene Ontology annotation, cellular component: dynactin complex. The record is from RefSeq and is a predicted model, not a curated record. Bases 80 to 1618 code for a protein of 512 amino acids. The transcript has a single exon. NCBI's taxonomy places the organism in Eukaryota, Metazoa, Arthropoda, Insecta, Diptera, Drosophilidae.
CUGAGCUGUCGUCAUUUGCUGAAAGAAGAGGAAGGGAAAUUCGUCUGAAAAAGUGUAAAUUGGCUUUCCAAAAGCAAAGAUGAGUUUCAUGCAGCCGAGUCCCGUGAAAUAUGCCUGCUCAUGCGGCAUUUUGAAUCCCAUCAACAAGCUCUUCUUCUGUCGCCAUUGUCCGAAGUUGAGAUGUGGCUUUUGCGUUUGCCACGAGAUUGAGUCACACUUUUGUUCGAACUGCCUGGAGAACAUUCCAUCUUCGGAGGCCAGACACAAGAAAAACUGUUGUGCCAACUGCUUCGAUUGUCCUUGUUGUCAGCACACGCUCUCUGCGAGGGCCGCCACAGUUCCGAUUGUGCGAAAGCCAGAGGAGCCUAAGGAUGGUGAAAGUGCGACGGAGGCCACACCCAGUCCAAAACCUUCGGCAAUGCCAACUACAAAGAAAAUGUAUUAUUUGUCGUGUCUGUCCUGCCGUUGGACUACUCGUGAUGUUGGCAUACCCGAUCAGGGCGUAGCAACGGGCACCUGGCCGGACAAGGAAUGCUUGUACCAAGUGCGUUUCAACACCUUGAUGGAGUAUUAUCAGUCGCUCGUACUGCAGGAGAAGCAAGAGAAACAGGAGUUUCUGCGCCGCAAGACGCCCAAGCAGCACAAGUUUCCCAGUCUUACCGAUCGCACGGGCCUGACAGUCUCGCUCAUACGUCGCCAAAUCGGUUGGAGCGACAAGAGUAUACCGAAGACAAAGCCCAUUAACAUAGCGGCCGCAGAGGCCAGCGCAGAGGUUGAGGCUCUACCAGAGGCCAUCUUUACGCAGCCAAUAAAUUUGCGAAAUAUCACAACAGUGGCGCAGAGGCACAGCCAGCCCGCUGAUCAGCCCGAGGCUGUAAGCAAGCUCUACCCACAGCGACGUUCGUUGUGGAUCAAGCGUUCGCUACGUUGUCGUCAGUGUGAGCACAAUCUGAUCAAGCCAGAGUAUCAUCCCACAUCCAUCAAGUAUCGCAUACAGCUCUUUGCUAGCUACCAUGUGCCGGAGGUCGUUAUGGUCCGCUGCGAGCAGCCGCUGCAGUCUGGCCAGGCCAAUGCGAUAUUCCUAAAGUUCACAAAUCCCACAAUGUACGACAUGACCAUAAGUGUAUUGGAUGUGGCACCACAGGAUGCUCAAAUCAGCCCGGAUGCACUCCUGCAGGCGUGCCGAAUCAAGGAAGAGGCCAUUACAUCAUCGCCACUGCUCAAGACAACGGGUAUUACUUUGGCCCGUCAGAACUCGAUCAGAGAGGUGAAACGUGAGGUGCGUGAGCUUGCAAAUGCAACAAUUGUACCACUGGAAGGUCCGUUUGUGCUGAACCAACGUGAUGAUUCCAAGGAAUUUGAUGAAGAUGUCCAGGCGCCCACUGAGGAACCCAAGUUCAUAGUUUGGCGUAAGGGCAACAAGGUGUUAAUACGUCUCGACUUUACGCCUGCAGCUGAGCUGCAGUCGGGCAACGCUGUGACUCUGGGCUUCUAUAUGCAGUACACGUACGUCAAUACCGUGUCCAAUACGCCCGACAAGAAGGAACCGACUACACAUGCUCUCUACUCAAGAAUCUUCAUCGAAGCUGGCGAAAUAGCUAAUGCAAAAGCCAAUUAGUCCGAAAUCAUA